ACCUCCAUUACCCAAUAACCAUGUACUUGUAGUGAAUACGACUGUCUCCCUCAUUUACGUCGUCUACUAUACGUUCGUGAGCUCCGUGACAUAUUUGCGUUGUUAUAUAUUUUGCAUUUAGUGGAAAAGUAAUUAAUGAGUAAUAAUAGUUGUUUUUUGUGUUUGUUAUUGAUUUAGCGUAAAUUUUGUUACAAACCUAAUUUGUGAGUGUUAAAAAAUUAAAAUUGUAUAACAAGGACGAAUACAAGUCGAUAGCUGCACCUCAAAAUGGCUGCUGUCAAUAAACCUAAUCUUUUGAACCUAGAAAAAGUGUGUAGAGCUUGUUUGCAAAUUAAAAAGGACAUGAGACCUUUAUUCGAACAACUUACUGCAACAAUGUUGAUGGGGAUAUCCAACUUGCAGGUGGCGAUUGGCGAUGGUUUACCCUCACAGCUGUGUCUCCAGUGCGUGCACCAGGUAUCGAGAUGCCAUGCCUUCAAGGAGAUGGUGGAGAGAAAUGACGUCACAAUACGGAAUCAGCUGAAGUGGGAAGCUGACGAGAUUCUUAAGAAAAAUGAUGCUCAAAUCGAUUUAAGUUGCUCAGAGCAACCUUUCAUCCAGUACAUUGAAGUGCCAAUGGCUAACAGCACUCAGGUGCUGGAUGAAUUCUUCACUACAGAACAAGUACAAACAGAUAAACCGGAGAAUGCAGAGAAGACUAACUUUGAAAUCAAUAAGGAACAAACCAUACAAGCACCAGUUAAAGAUGACGAAGCUCUUAACAUGGAUGAGAACUACAUGCAAAUGGUGGUGUUCCAAGUGACGUCAUCAGUCUCCCCCGGCCGCCAUGUCUGCAACCUCUGCCAUAAAGAGUUCAAACACGGCAGGUGGCUGAAGAUGCAUAUGAGAUCCCAUACUAAUUGGAUAAAGGCAAAUUGUAAGAAGCCGCCGAUGUGUCCCGUCUGUAAGAAGACUUUUAAGGGUCCAGGUAUGCUACGCAUGCAUAUGCGAACGCACGAACAGCGUCCUCAAAAACAACCGACAUGUUCCGUCUGUCAAAGAACAUUCCAGAGUAAAACGAUCCUCUAUCGCCACAGACAGACUCACUUCGAACAGAAAAUGCACCAAUGCACUAUCUGUGAGAAACGCUUCUUUAGCGGCUACGCAUUAAGGUCGCAUUUGGCUCGACACAGAGGAGAAAGACCAUAUAUUUGCACCAUUUGCUCUAAAAGCUUCUAUAAUCCAACUGAUUUAAAGGUGCACUUUAGGCUACAUACAGGUGAGAAACCAUUAAAAUGUACAGAAUGCAGCAAGACAUUCCGGCGUCAUUCCACGCUGUGCCAGCAUAUGAAGAAACACCGCGGCAUCAGGAAUCACAUCUGCGUCGUCUGCAAUAAAGGAUUCUAUGAAGUCUCCAAACUUACUGCACACAUGAGAGUACAUACAGGCGAAAGGCCGUACGAGUGCCAGUACUGCGAGCGCAAGUUCGCACAGCAGUCUGCUCUCAUCUACCACCGGCGCACGCACACCGGCGAGAAGCCGUACAGCUGCAAGGUGUGCCCCGCGCGCUUCACCACCUCCUCCGCGCGCAACAACCACAUGGUCACCCACACCGGCACCAAGAAGUUUAUAUGUCCCGUGUGCUACAAAGGUUGCACAUCCCGCACAGAGCUUCGCAUACAUUCCAGUAAGCAUACUGGAGAGAAGCUCUUCGGAUGUGAAGUGUGCUCCCAGAGGUUCAGCUCCGCCUCAUAUUUAGCCGUGCACAGGAGACACCACACUGGAGAGAAGAAAUACCAAUGUCUGCCGUGUGGCAAGAGUUACAUAGAAUCGAGUGCUUACAAGAAACAUUUAAAAUCACACAUGGGUAAACAAGACAGUGAGCCCACAGAAAAUAAUACACCAGAAUCUGAUAAAGAAGAAAGUGGAAAGGAGACACCUCAUGUGAUAACUAUUACUGAAGAAAAAUCGGACGUUCAACAACCACAACAAAUACAACAAUUGCAACAACAACAAUCACAACAACAACAACAACAAACACAACAAUCACAACCACAAGAACAGCCUGUUCAGAAUAUUAUUGGUCCUACACAGAAGAAAUUCAAAUGCGGCCUCUGUGUGAAAACUUACAUGUAUCUGCACAGUUUAAAGAAACACAUGCUCUCACAUAUGACGGAACAUCAUCAUCAACAACAACAACUACUAGAAGAGCAACAACAACGACUACAGCAACAACGACAACAGCAUCAAGAACAACAACAACAACAACAACAACAACAGCAGCAGCAACAGCAACAGCAACAGCAACAACAGCAACAACAGCAGCAGCAGCAGCAGCAGCAACAGCAACAACAACAACAGCAGCAACAACAACAGCACCAGCAACAACAACAACAACAUCAUCAACGUCAAGCGCAAAGCCAGCUGCAAUCACAACAGUUGCAGCAAUCGCAGCAGCUGCAGCAACCUCAGUUGCAACCGCAGCAGCUGCCGCAGCAGCAGGUGGUGCAGGUGGGCGGCAUGCCGCAGCUCGCGCUACCUCUGCACGUCACAGGAGUGCAGGGUGGGCAGCACUACCCGGUGAUAUCUUCUGUACAAUCGCUGCAAUUGCAGCAAACUCAUCAACAAGUUAAUACGCCACAGCCGCAACAGUUGCAAGUGCAGACAAUACAGAUCCAUCCGCAGCACCAGCCCAUACAAAUACAUGCUGUGGGCGUGCAGCAAGUCCAGCAACAGCAGCUGCACGUAGCUACUUCUGCGUGUCAGACUAUGCUGCCUAAUAUACUACAGCUCCAACCUGCAGUAGCAGUAUCAGGGUUAAGCCAGCAGGAGCUAAGCGGCGUCGCGCACCGCAUCAUACUGCAGCAGCCGCCCACGCAUCCCGCACUAUACUCCAUACACCACUGAGACUAGCUGCACUACUGACACUUGUUACACUAUUGAGUAGUUACACAAGAGGGUAUAGUUACACAAUUGAGACUGGGUACACUACUCAGUAGUUACACGAAUAGGAAUAAUUACACCACCUAGUGAUUACAAAAUUGUGUCAAGUUACACAAUUGAGACUGGGUACACUACUCAGUAAUUACACAAUUGAUAAUAAUUACACUAUUGAGUAGUUACACAAUUGAGUCAAGUUACACUAGUGAGAAUAAUUACACUACUGAGUAGUUACACACUUGUCUGGCCAGGUGUUCCCACAAAGUGGAUGUAUAAUUUCAGAUGUUCUGGAGGCAAUGAUGAAGUGUAAAAUAGUUAUUAUUCUGAUAAUGUUAUUUUUAUUAUACAUUCAUAUUUAUUACAGGUUCUUUUUAUCUACUCUCUUUUAUUAUAAUAUUGGCAAUGUAUAUUCCGUCGGUUUUUUUAUUAAUUGGUCCGAAGCAAUGAACCAAAGUUGUUUGUUUUGUUUAGUUAAUUAUUUUGUUAUCUAUCAUUUUCUUAUUUAAGUUUAGGCAAAGUUGCCAAGUUAUGUAUAUUUAGGUUUUUUUUUCUACUUAAAAGUCCUUGUUAAUUUUUAUUUACCUUUAUGUAUUUGUAUUAUGUAGUAGUAAUGAAUGUACUUUUGCAUAAUAAGAUUGAAGAAUAAACAGUUUUUUUUGUAGAAAUUAAGUACUGUUAGUAAGAUAUUUACUUAUCUAUACCUAUGUACCAUAGUUUACUGGUUUUUUCUAAUACUGUUUAGUAUAAACAUAAUUAUGUUCUUGCACAUGAAUAUUUCACUAUAUUUAGAUUUAUUAGAGCCCUAAUAGUAUUACUGACGCCUUAGUAAUUUUAGUAAGAAGUACAAUGUGGGUCUUACUGCACAAAAGUAGAAAACGGUAGUGAAAACUGAUGUUAAAGUAUUACCUUUUGUAAACAAUCUUUGAGUCACAUAUAUAGUAUAGUUAUGAGACUGGGAAGCAAUAAAAUUGUAUUAAAAGUAUUAAA
Molecule: messenger RNA, 3906 nt
Organism: Papilio polytes (common Mormon)
Lineage: Eukaryota; Metazoa; Arthropoda; Insecta; Lepidoptera; Papilionidae
Product: zinc finger protein 431-like
Exons: 14
Coding region: 268-2886 (872 amino acids)
Biological process (GO): regulation of transcription by RNA polymerase II
Cellular component (GO): nucleus
Molecular function (GO): zinc ion binding; DNA-binding transcription factor activity; RNA polymerase II cis-regulatory region sequence-specific DNA binding
Source: RefSeq, a predicted model, not a curated record